Molecule: messenger RNA, 1008 nt
Organism: Fomitiporia mediterranea MF3/22
Lineage: Eukaryota; Fungi; Basidiomycota; Agaricomycetes; Hymenochaetales; Hymenochaetaceae
Exons: 1
Coding region: 1-1008 (335 amino acids)
Source: RefSeq, a predicted model, not a curated record
AUGUGUCUUCCCCCAGUAAUAAAGGAACGACAUACAGGGGCGUGGAUCGAGAAGUUUGCUCAAAUUCUCCCUCCUUUUAUGCUUGAUCACCCACUGAACACGAAACUGGACUUAGACAGGUUUUUCAAGAACAUCUUCACGCUGGCAGCCAACACGUUCUUCUUAGACAGUUCAAGACCAUGUACCCGGUUUGAAUGGUGGGACGACAACCUUACAGAAAAGCUCAUAGGUUUAUCCGACGAGUCAUCAGCCACAAUAACACGAGCCAUCCUGAACCACAAACAGGACUACUACUUGACGAAGGCUGAUCAGUCUAACUGUAGAACUCUCUGGAUGGCCGCCCGGCAGUACAAACGUAAGGAUCCGUGUCCCAUAGCACAAAUCAACGACAAAGAUACCUUUCUCGGAAUGGACGAGGAGUUCACACAGGCCUACUUUUCAGACAGGGCCUCAACAGUCUUUGCCCCUCUACAAUACAAUCCCAAAGUAGAAGGCCUUGACGACUACUUCACAUUCCCAGAAUUCAUGGAGUCUCUACACCAAAUCAAUAAGUCUGUUUUGCCUAGCAUAUCCGGACUCACUCGUACACCCACAGAAGCACUGUGCCAUACGUUUGAUCAUAUGUUUGCCAAUGUACUACAAUGGAUACAAGAUCUGGAAUAUAUUCCCACUCCACUCAGACGUACACAGGUGUCAAUCAUAUCGAAAAUGAAGGACCGAGCACCUGACUCGCCUCGAGCAUAUCAGCCUAUUUCAGUUGAAGAAACCUUCACAAAGGCAAUUGCUAAGAUAUAUGCUGAAAAGUGUACAACAAUAAUGGAGACCCACCCAGCGUUCCCGAAGGAGAUAUACAGCAGAAGGAAGCAUCUUUCUACAGCGGACGCAAUAUACGACCUACACGCCUUUGUCAGGAAGAACAUCAGAACGACACGAGAACAGUCUCAUGCCUGCCCUCUCGCACUUUUCGUUGAUAUCCAGGGAUUCUUUGACAAUAUUCCUCUAGAUUAA